GUACCCACAACUGGUUUGCGUUCGGCAAUUGGCCUCACACUCGAAAAGUAAAACCAUCCAUCAAAUCGUCGAUUCAAUCAAAAUAAUAGUAUUUCAAAAUCAUCAUCAAUCGAAUUCGAUCCGAUUUCUUCGAUUCAAGAUGAUGCACAUGACCUUCUACUGGGGCAAAAAUGUGACGAUCCUCUUCGAUUCUUGGAAGACCGAUUCGUGGGUUUCUUAUGCCCUCUCUCUCCUCGCCCUUUUCCUUUUCUCACUCUUCUACCAGUACAUGGAGGAUCGCCGCCUCCGAUUCCGGCUCCUCGCCCUUUCCAAGCGCCCGCCGCCGCCGCAGUCGCAGACUCAGUCUCUCGGAAUUCCUCUGCUCGGCGGCGCCGCCGGCAAGUGGGCUCCUUGGAGAUUUGCCGGGGCGAUUUUGUUUGGGGUCAACUCUGCAAUUGGGUAUUUUCUGAUGCUGGCGAUUAUGUCGUUCAACGCCGGCGUGUUUGUGGCGGUGGUGGUUGGGCUGGGCGUCGGGUAUCUGCUCUUCAGAGGCGGCGACGGCGAUGGCGAUGUGGUGGUUGUGGAUAAUCCCUGCGCCUGCGCUUGAAAUUUAAUGUGUACCCUAAUUCUAUUCUACCUACCCUUUCCUUGUCUGAUUAAUUUUUUGUAUUUUGUUUUGUUGUGAAAUACUGUGUGUUGUUGAUGGUAAAAAUGGAUGAACUUGAUGCUGUGUAAUUGACUAUUAAUACUCUACACUUGUUGGGGAUUCAAGAAAUGGUCUGAAUUAUCUUAUAUUUGAGAAAUUUGUUGUAAUCAAGACUAGAUUUUUAUC
Andrographis paniculata is the source of this 811-nucleotide messenger RNA. RefSeq names its product copper transporter 5.1. Bases 140 to 586 code for a protein of 148 amino acids. Gene Ontology annotation, molecular function: copper ion transmembrane transporter activity. Gene Ontology annotation, biological process: intracellular copper ion homeostasis; copper ion transmembrane transport. The record is from RefSeq and is a predicted model, not a curated record. NCBI's taxonomy places the organism in Eukaryota, Viridiplantae, Streptophyta, Magnoliopsida, Lamiales, Acanthaceae. Gene Ontology annotation, cellular component: plasma membrane. The transcript has a single exon.